Rhipicephalus microplus (southern cattle tick) is the source of this 8229-nucleotide messenger RNA. RefSeq lists its product as uncharacterized. The record is from RefSeq and is a predicted model, not a curated record. NCBI's taxonomy places the organism in Eukaryota, Metazoa, Arthropoda, Arachnida, Ixodida, Ixodidae.
AUGGCCGCGUCCGAAGCAUCGGUCGCGUCGCCACAAAAAAUGUCCGUGCUUCGUCGGUUUGUUGUCCGCGUUUCGUCAUUCCGCGUGUCAGUGGCGUCAAAUUGACAGACCUACCUCGACCAAGUCUUCACCGCAGCACGUUUUAAGAUACCGAAGUGUACGGAGUCACAUCGCGGCAUCAAUGGUUCCGUAGUGGCCUCACGCGCUACCACCAGUCCGUGCGUGCGCGCGCAAGCGGUUUUGACCCAUCCGUGGAACGGAAGGAGUGUGUCGAUCCAGUCGCCAUGCCCAAGCGUAAGCGUGAGUUUAUACUGGACAUAUGGGGAGGUCCUCGGAAAAAGGCGAGCGUACUUUCUGCCAACUUGCGUUUGGCCAAGAGCUUUUUCUCCGGCUCGAGUAUCAACUACCGGACCCGGUGCACAAGCGGCGAGGAUCGCCUCUGCGACAUCUUCAAAGACCUGAACCUGUGGAACGAGUUCUUCUGGCAAGUGGGCCUCGAACUGAGGGAGCUCACGCCGGGUCAGCUGUCCCUGGUUGAAAUGCACGGCGCCUACGUUCCCCUGGAGAUGCCGGAACAGAAGCACGAGGCUGCCACUCUAUUGCAUCGCUUGCUCACGCUUCACCGCUGCAUCGUUUCGGUGGACUUGAACGGUUACAUAUUCAAGGGCCAUCACCAACUCAUAUGCGAUGCGCUGCGGAAGAGCCCCAGCAUUAGGAAGCUCAAGCUGUGCCUACUCACCAUGAACACGUACGCCUCGCAAAGCUUCUCAGCCGCGCUGCCGCACCUUAAACGCCUUCGUGAGCUGGAAUGCCGGCAGGUGCACUUCGACCGCACCUUCCUAGACGGCCUCGCCGAGUUUCUGGCGAGCACCGAGUCCCUCACGACUCUUACCAUGAGUCACCUGCACAUUGAGCGCGAAGACGCGGUAGUCAUCCUCCAGGGACUCAAGCGAAACAAUACCAUCACAACGCUGUCCCUCAACACCUGCAUACUGAGCCCGGUCUCAUCCCGGUGCGGCUUCAUGUUCGCAGACUACCUGCGCGAGAACCAAACGCUGCUCACGCUGAGCGUGACGUCACGAUACCUGAAGAACGUCAUCGAGCUAAGGCUCAUCAUUCGGGCGCUCUUUCACAACCGGACCCUCUCUGAGCUCAACCUGAUCCGCUUUUCCCUUGACAACGAGAACAUCCAGCUCAUUACCAGGUUACUAGGCCAGAACAAGACGCUCAGGAGGUUCCACAUGGUAGGCUGUGUCUGGUAUGAGCGUGCUCCACAGUGCUGCAUCAACUCGAGUAUGCAGCACAUGGAGAACUUCGGCAACGUCUCCAGCCGAAUUCGUCCCUGGCUGGUGGCCCUAACUGAGAACAAGACGCUCGAUGAGCUCACAUUGGACCUGUCCUGCUUCAAUUCGGACGAGUGCCGGUCCUUCUUCAAGGCGCUCGCCUCCAAUGCCACCCUGAAGAAGAUCACCGUCGAGCGUCUCCGGCGCAAGGACGUGGCAGAGAUAUGUCGGGCCCUCCGGGAGACUGGCAUGCGAGAGCGAUUUUUUCUUGGCAUCCAUCAUGUCAUACAGGACCCUGUGGCAACACUCACAGAGUGCAAGGAGUUGUCUUGUAUUAGCGUUGACUCGACCAUCUUGCACGACUUCGACCCACUGCACACCACGCUGUGCCUGCUUCCCUCGUGCAGUCAUGUCACCUCGCUCUGUCUGAGGGUGAGCCAGGAGCUGUUCAACAACCGGGUGAGCUCCCUGAUCGCGCAGUACAUCACGGGCACUACCGUGCUCCGCGAGCUGGAGCUGACCUUCUUCUUCGACUCUGGGAACUGGAACGCCGUUGACCGCCCCGAGCGGGCGCUGGUGCAGGCACUGUCUAUUAACAAGAGCAUACGCAGGCUGUUCAUUGGGGGUCUUUGCUUUGACGAGACUGAGACUGGCAUGCUAGCUGACAUGCUCCAGCACAGCCGGACACUCUGUGAUCUUUCCUUCUACCCGGACGACUACAAGUCGGCUGUCCUGCUUGUGCGGAAGCUGUCGCCCACCUUCUCCACAAACUAUACACUCCUUAGCAUGCGCCUGAGCAAGCGUCGCGAGCUGGGUGCCGACUGGUUCACUGUCGCGGAUGUGGUGCGGCGCAACUUUGCGCUAGUGACGCGUGCGGCCCACUUUGUCGCAGGGUCAAGGCGCAAGUACUGUGCUGCAGCUGCUGAGCUGGUGCACUUCAACCCCGCACUGGUGACGAAAGUGCAGGAGCUCGCAUCCGUUGACGAAGGUGAGGCCAUUUUGCGGAUCAAGAACAGCCUCAAGAGCUUUUCCGAGCUGGACGAGUUCAUGCGCAUGGCCGGGGUGGUGAAGGAAAGCGUGUCUUGCCACAGGCGCGAUGAUGGUCAGACGCAGUUAGUCGACCUUGGUCGGGACUGCUGGCUGUGCAUACGGCAGUACCUCAAGGUGGGGGACAUCCUGGAUUCGCAUUAGGCAGAUCUUUGGUGCGUGUGCCGUAGCUAAGUGGAGUGGGUGCGAAGUUGCGUGCCGUCUUUUCAAGCACCAGCACUGCACACACCUGCCUUGUGUACAAGUACAUGGCACUUCCUGAAGGCUGGUGCCGGGGCUGACUUUUGGCCUUUUUCUUUGCUUGUGUAGCCAAUCCAAAUGUGAGUUCUGCACUUUUUGCGUCACUGUUUGGAGACCGAAUUCAUUCAGAUGGUGUUUCCUUGCUUUCAGAAAUUGACAGAAUCGCAGUAGUGUAGUUUGACAACCUUUCGAGGGCGCUGUUAUUGAAUCGUUGAAGUUUUCACAUGCGAUAGCUUUGAGUAUAGGCAGAGCAGUUUUCACUGCGGUGACGGCACCUGCAAAAGCUGUGUACUGCUGCAAUUUGGUGUAAGUUUGCUGCUGUCUCGACACACGUGGCCUGCUACACCUUGCUGUUGGAGGCAGAGGCAGUUUCGUUUUUUUUUUUAUGUUUAAUCCUCACCGUAAUAUUUUCCCUCAACAUGUGUGUGUAGACUGGUGUGUGCCAUUGUAAUCACUGUGCUUGGCGUUCGUUCAGCCUGAAUGCUAGGCUACGUCACCCAAUCAUUGGCUAAUGUUUCGAGAUGUGUGAGAAACGUUGGUUGACAUACUACUGUUAGCAGAGGAUGAGUUUUGUAUUUCUUUUUCUGUAGCUGCGGGAGUUGUUGCAGCUUCUAUCAGAGCUCUUGCAGCGUUUGUUGGCACCUGUUUCACCAUACUUGGGAACAGUUUAGUUUCCCCGUGAAGUAAUGUGCAGUCCCCCCCCUUCCCCUCUUUUGUUUCCCGGCCACAGUUAUAGUCGGUUGCGACGUGAGAAAUGUCAGCUCCACAUACGCUUAUCGCUGACCCUCCUGCUGAAAAUUCGCAUAUUUAUAUGCUCCAUUCAAUAGUGCUUAUCAUCUUCGUGACGUCAAGCGCUUCUCGAGUGCUUCAGAUAACAGACUUUUCCCAUUUGUCACACAUUUGUGUCGCUGGUUUUGGUCAGGAACAUUCUUGGGCAAAUUUUGCGGUCAUUCUGACAUUGCGGAUGAGCAACACGUAAUGUUCUAUGAAGUGACAUGAGCUUUUAGCUCUCAAUAUGCAAUUUGCAGUGGCUGUCGCAACUUCCUCCGGGACAUUCUCAAAGAAUCGCUGUAGGAUGGGGACAGUGCCUAUAAAGAUCGUAGACAGGAGUCUGUAAAUGUGUAGGUCUAGUAUCGUGGCAGAGGAACGGCAAAUGAGGACUAUCGAGCUUUAUUGGUUCAUUACCCUGCCAAAGCUGCAAAAUGCCAAGUUUCACCGUGGCAGGAUCCUGUGAAAGCCCGAAAAAAGAAGCAAGAAGUGAAAAAAACUGAGGGCAAGGUGCUGGUCAUCCUGCAUGGGCUUCUGCAACGUCGUGCGGUCACCUUGCACAGGCCCCUGUAAUUGCUUUUGGAGGGAAGCUUUAUUUGGCUAGAUUAAACCGAAUUCGUUUUUCCCGUGUGCACAAUAACACCUGGUGCGCAUGUCUCACAGAAAUUGAGCGAGCCUAACCACUCACCGCUGGUCCAGUAAACAUGAAAAGGAGAAUACAUGGGUAGAAAACACUAAGAUUCAUGGAGAGGCGUAACCGAUGAUUGUGAAAGAUUUUAGCGAGCCAUUAGUAUUAAACAAGUUGAAUACUGAGGCUGCACAUUUCAGCUUCACCGGUUGACCAUCUGUAUGCCUUGUUAAGGUGGCGUCGUUCUUCAACCGCAGAGCCACUUAGGCUUUUCGUUUAGGGUUACCAGAAAGCUAAAAUGGACCUAGUGCACGAAUUGCAAUAACUUGGCCUGCCUACACAGUCCUUCAUUCUAGGACUUGACCAUACAUGAAGGCAGUUUGCUGUUGGUGAUGUAUGUUUGGGAGAUGCGGAUAGUUUUUCAACGCAUAUCUAUGUAUCCUAGUGAUUUGGCAGGUAAGGAGGUGUGUAGCCAGGACACCUAUUGAGGUUGACUAAGUGGAUAUGGAAUACAGGCGUUUCUUCAACAUGCCGGUCUUCUGAAGAAAACAUAGAUUGGCAGAACCUAAAAUAGACUGAGAAUGGCACACUGAUAAACGCAAUGGUUUUCGUCUUACUCCAGGUUGUAUCACCAAGAAUAUUUUUCUUGUUAGUUUGUGCUGGGACUGCUUUAUGCUCUCCCAUAGUAGAGUACCUAGUACUCUGAAUAGUUAACCACUUCUUCUAAACACGCAAAACAGACUGAGGUCGACCUGUGGAUAUCCUCAAACCUUGGCCUCGUGUCAGAAUGGGGCAGUGCCUAAAUUUUCGUCGAUGUGGCCUCAUCAGAUGUGAGGCUCACGGGACGGCUUUCAGCUCUCCCAUAGUAAAGUACGAAGUACUCUAAAUCGUUAACCACUUUUUCUAAACACAUGCGUGAAGAACAAGGGAGAGAGAACCUUGCUAAAUUAGACCACACUAUAUAGGACAGUGGUAAUCAAGAUUGCACUAAUUAAUACCAUGUCAAUUAAAACUUUGCUAGCAAUCUAGGCCCCCCUACAAACUCUGGUGUUUUUCUAGCCUUGCGACACUGGUGCGAGAAAUUCGACCCGUUUUUGUUUCUAGAACAAGCGCAGCGCGGCUAUUUAAAUAAGCCAGACUCCAUGUGGCCAGUUUCGGGAAAGCUUUGAAGCUUUGUCGCAGCAAAGCAGCAUAAACUGAAACACCAUCAACAAAUUUUCUGUGUCACACUGACAUAUAAGCCUCAACAUUUCUGCCCAAAAUUGAAAAAAAAAUAAAAAAAGGGAACAACACCAAUCAUCAUUUUCUCUUCUGUUAUAAUCUGUUACAACCUGAAAAAGAGCUGCCAGCUCUGCCCACAGAUAUCAUUGUCACACUUUUUGCUGGUAAUAAAAGAACCUUAAGACGCAAACAUCACGAACACACAGUGGCUCGCCAUCAAAGGUGCGAUAUGGAGUACCACUCUUUAAAAUCAAUGCGGAGAAAAACUGGACGCCUGGAAACCGUCUCGUACCUGAAGAGAGCACAUGUUGACAAUUUUAUUGAGGCAACUGAACGUCAGAAAGUUGCGAUUGUUCCCCUUUAACGUACCAGCAUAUAUUUUCGAAGGCAAGUUUACUCUGUCAAACAAAUCUCCCGUAUACAGAGAAGGCUCCGAAUAUGUGCCAAGUUGGUAAAUGCCAAUUUCUUUUUUUUCAUUAAGAUCGGUUUACUCAUGUUGCACACUGAGAUGGGGACACUAUCAUGACGUCGGGCUACAGUAUCGAUUCUGGCAGUUUCAUUCACCUGUAUGGCUAGUAGCAAUCGCACCAGGCACCAGAAACGUUCAAACCGGCCGCAUGUGCAUCAUCAAUGGAGCCCCAAACUGAAGCAGCCGUUGAAACAUUGCGAUAUCUUCUGGGAGCAUGCGAGGAAAAGCUUGUAUCGCGAGGUCAGGAUACAGUAGGAACCGAAGCUGGCUUUCAAGAACGUAAUUAAUUUUUCAGGGUGCACUCGUGCUUACCAACACAUUCUUUAGGCUCUCGAAGGCUUGGCCUUUCAUCUGACAUUAAGGAACAGCUGAAAAUAUCCGUGUCAGUGCUGCUGCUGCGGAAAACGCAUCCCGCAUAAUAUGACCCACACGUGCUCCUGACCAACUGCAUCUCGUAGCCACUUGAGAGUGAAUGUUGAUUUUUGAAUUUGCUGUUUACUGACCAUGUGUUUUUGUUUUUCACUUGUUUCAUCCCCAGGGGCGAUUUGUUUUGUGAACCCUGGAUUUCGCCCUGCUGCUUUGUUUUGUCUGAUGUAUUUGUGGCACCAAGUACGCCAUUACCAUGCUGGGGAUGUUAGCAGUGCACAAGUGCUGUGUUGUAGAGGUACUGUAAGACAGCGAGUAAAAUUCGUCAGAAUGCAGUUGCAGUGCUUGGCAUUGAGGUUCUGGACAUUAUGGGCCACCAGUGCACUAUGAUUGGUUGUUCUUAGCCGUAGCAAUUGGCUGCCUCUCAGCCCUUUGUGACUUGGCACCCUCGUUAGGAGAUGCGACUUACACCCCUGAACAAGAAAAGGGGAUCUUGGGGGAUAGUUUUUGUUCAUUAAAAACAACACAAAUUAGAAUUACUACACAAGCAAGCCAAGGAUAGUGUAAUAAAUAUAAUGAAAAUGAAGUAAAGUGGAUGAAAUGUUGGCUUGCUGCUAGCAGGGACUUAACCUGCGCAUUCAAAUGAUGCGCCCGAAGCUCUACCAACCGAGAUAGAGCGGCAGUCAUCCACCUUCCCUCCAAAGGGGCGUUGCCAGGGGGUUGGCACACUGGGCCUGUGCCCUCUGACCCCUGAAAAAGUUUCUGGCUACGCUUCUGUCCCUCUGUCCACAUCAUGUGGUAUAUAUGGGCAAGAGUAGGACAAGAGUAAGAAAAUGGGCAAAAGUAGGAAAAAAAAAACAAUAGGAGAGGGUGAUGAUGAGUAGCAUCAGUGAAAAAAUAUAUGUGCUGUAUCUACAGUCUUGCCUUUAGAGUGUCCUUGAACCAUCUCAACCCUUUAAGUUUGCCACGAAAACAGCAAGAUACAUUGUGCAUAGGAAUAGUUAGGUUUUCCUUACAAACAUCGUCUCAAACUAAUUAGCUGCACACAGCUCCAGCCGCCCACUCAGUUGAAGGCCUUAUGAUAGUGAACGGCUCGGCCGGUGUUCUCCGUUUCACUAACAAUAUAAAAAAUAUUUCUUGUUGCUCUAUACACAACAAAAACAAAUCGUGUAUGCAUCUCGCCUAUGAUUUUACUCUUUUUACAUGAAAAUGAAUCAUGAAUUACUAUAUAAUCAUAAUUGCAUGCUAAUUAUAAUAAACUUCUCCAAGGCACAUAAGAAACACAUACCUUCAUUUCUUAAUGGAGUGUAAAUACAGAGCCUUAGCGUUACAUUGUGCAAACUUGGCGAAUUUGCAGACAGUAGAUCGUACUUCAAGCCAGAAGGGGCUAAGGAGAGGACAAACUUUGUCAAGUUCAGAAUCGUGUAAAUGAUGAACGACGAAAUUGGUUAAUCCAGAGCUUUUUUUUUAGUGAAGUGCGUAGAUGAUGUGGAAUGCUGCUGCAGUCCGGACUUCUUAUAUAUGAUGUGUGUGCAUUUUACAUGUGCUCGUGCUACGCCCAUAUCGCUAGCGGCUGCCCACGAGCACAAAGCACUGGCUUCCGUUUUUUUCUGCUAGCAGUCCAUUUUAUAAAUGCUAUUUUCUGCUGCGGGUGUGGGGCUUUAAGUCGCGCCUGAAAAGGAAAAUUGCGAAUCGGAGGGUUGAGCUUCGCUGAAAGUGAUUUUGGAAAUGCCUUUAGUGACAGCAGCAAGGCUUCUUGCGUGCGGUGAGGUUUUCUUUUGUAAUCGUGUAAUAUUUUUUUCUUUAUUGUGAUCAUCUUUAUAAGAAAAUUUUCGUGCUGGAAAGUAAAGAACACAUCGAUUGUAAGAGCCUGUUCUCUUUGAGAGUGAGUGAUGUAGAACUGGCAUUGGACAGCAAAGGCGUGUGCAAAGAGAGUCUUUGGUGCAGUGCAGAGAAAUAUAAUUUUUUUUUGGAAAUCUUUGCAAUCAAAUUUUUUCAGUACUAUUGUGUUGUCUGUUUAUGCAAAAAAGAAGUACUCACUUUUUUGUGAGCUUAUAAAAUUUAUUUACCAUCCUCAAGGGGAUUAAAACUGUGGUGUGCGUGUUUUGAUGGGGGGUCGGUACAUCAAUCUGUUAGUUUGUGCUUGCGUGAGUCUUUCUACUUGUACGAUGUGGCUUAUUAACAAUAAAAAAAUCUUUCAUUCGUGA